Pseudovirgaria hyperparasitica is the source of this 2114-nucleotide messenger RNA. RefSeq lists its product as uncharacterized. The transcript is spliced from 3 exons. The coding region runs from base 196 to 1863 and encodes 555 amino acids. Lineage: Eukaryota; Fungi; Ascomycota; Dothideomycetes; Acrospermales; Acrospermaceae. The record is from RefSeq and is a predicted model, not a curated record.
CUGAAGGAUGACCAAGGGACUAUCGUAAGCUGUUGCAGGGAACAACAUCAUGAGCUCACUCCAGGCUCUCUACAACCCUUCUGGAACCGACUGCGAUGCCGUCAAGAUCCAGCAAAGUUCUUACUAUAAGUUGAUAUCUGGCGCUCCGAUUUUGUCGAGCUGUAGCAUCUUCUAGCCAGCUGACAGGCGGUCACUAUGCCAGCUGUUGUCAACCAUGGUGGCCAGGUGCCCUUUGACUUCCAGCCUUCCUUAGGAUAUCCUUUAAACCCAUCAAUCACGUCCAAGACAAAUACACAAGAAUCAGAAUCUACUAUCCGCAAUAGUGCUACGGAACAACGCUUUAUUAAGCCUGCGCCGGCCAAUAGCAGGUCUACUCCUGACUCAAUUGUUGUGAAUAUAACGGCCGGACCUGAACAAAGCCCUACAUUGGAUAGCACACACGUUUCUGCGAGUCUUUUCUCAACCAUUCUGAAAUACUUGACGUAUCCAAAUACAUGUGAGAGCAGCGAUACCCGGACAGCAUCCAGCCCUAAGGGCUAUAGUAAGACAAUAUCAAAACCAAGUCUGCUGUCUUGGGUCGGGGUCAAAGCUUCUGCGUGGCUCAAUAUAUGCGGUCUAAGGCUCGUAAAUUCUUGGGACAGGACCCGAUAUAGGCACGCUGCGCAGAGUCAGGACACGACACAUCAGGGCAAGGACUCGAUGAGCGGGCACUCUGUUUCUGACAUGUGGUCCGAGACCGGAAUGAUGACCCGAGAGAUUCCUGAUUACGUCUUUGAAUACGCACCGCUAGUACACCUUUACUCGGGUGAGAAAUACUGGCCUGGAGACAUUGGAGAUCAUCUGAUACAUACAACUCCCCACCUCAACUACACGCCAAUUCAAGCACAGUCAGAUCACCCAAAUCUGACCAAUCUGAAUGAUCUGAACCAAUGGGGACGAUUCGUGUAUCUUCAGAGUGAUGACAAUGUGGAAGAUUACCCAGAUUGGCUAGGUGGUCAGAAGAACAUACCUACAGAACCGAGUCACAGUAUUGGGCGUAUCACUAAAGAGAAAUAUGAGAGUACAGAAGAAUCAUUUGCGAACACGAAGGAGACCGUAUCAGGAUUACCUCUUAAGUUGUUCGGCAAGCGAACAAAUGGCGGUCGGAGCGAUGCUCCGGCAGUCUUGGUGGUCGUACCGAAACCGAACGGGGUGGUCGAUGCUUUCUGGUUCUUCUUUUACAGCUUCAAUCUAGGUAAUACUGUGUUUAAUAUUCGCUUCGGUAACCAUGUAGGAGACUGGGAGCAUACUCUAGUGCGCUUCCAGCACGGCGAGCCAACGGAGAUCUUCUUUAGUGAGCACAACUUCGGGCAAGCCUACUCGUUUGAUGCAGUAGAAAAAUCGAAUAAACGACCCGUGGGGUAUUCCGCCACAGGCUCACACGCAAUGUAUGGCACUGCAGGCGAGCAUCCAUACGUUCUUCCGAAUGGAGUCUUGAAAGAUGUCACCGACCGUGGUCCGCUUUGGGAUCCACUUCUCAAUGUUUACGCGUACACCUAUGACUAUUGGAGGGAUGUUCUUCGUGCUUCGACUAGAACACCAGAGGCACCACUUGAAUGGUUUUACUUCAGUGGCCGCUGGGGCGACAAGAUCUACCCACUCAGUGACCCGAGGCAAUACAUGCUACUCGGAAACUACCACUAUGUGACUGGUCCAACAGGACCUCGUUUCAAAAAUCUAGCAAGGAAGAAUGUGUGCCAGAAUAAUGAUCGAUGCAUCAUCAAGCACUGGCUGAGUGUUGACACGGAAAUUCGUGAGCUCUCAAACUUCCCGAACGGCGAAGAAGUUUGGCAGGAUGAUCAGCCUCCAGAUCAAGUGGAAUGAACAUUGGGCAUGCAAUGUACACUAAGCUUCCAGAUUUCAGUCGAAAAUGCGCAAUGCCAUACAUGUUUCUCGGAAUCACUAUUACAAUGUCAUUGUUCUAGAUAUUCUUAGACGUCUAAGUCCCAAGAACAUAUUUCUGAUACGACUCACUAAAUUAGCAAUUGACUAUACAGGUCAAUCAACAGCAGGCAUAAUUACUUCUAGGAUAAGUAUAUUGUCGAAUUGGUGGUAAUUUUUGUGGUAAUAAGGGG